Sclerotinia trifoliorum is the source of this 1936-nucleotide messenger RNA. Lineage: Eukaryota; Fungi; Ascomycota; Leotiomycetes; Helotiales; Sclerotiniaceae. The record is from the annotation of a GenBank genome assembly.
UUUAUUUCAUCAAGCAUUAAAAGCUUUCUGUCAUCUUAAAGAAAUCUUCAAACUAUCAUCAAAGUUACCUCACAUAUAUCUUUGAUACCAAACUGCCAGCUCUCAAACCAUCUUAUAACCACAUUUACUAUCCCUGCGCAACAAACAAGCAAUAUAAUAGCAAUCAUGGUUGCCGACGAGAAGCCCGCGUCUACCUUCAGAUACGAUGAAGCACCAGUCUACACAACCUCUAAUGGAUGUCCCGUAAGACACCCGGAGGAAUUUCAGAGAAUUGGUAACAAUGGGCCACUUCUCCUUCAAGAUUUCCAUUUGAUCGAUUUGUUGGCUCAUUUCGAUCGUGAACGUAUUCCGGAGCGUGUUGUACAUGCUAAGGGUGCCGGAGCUUAUGGAGGUAAGUUCUUGUGUUGCGUCUUUUCCUCACUCGCCACCAUACUAAUAUAUCACCCGUAGAAUUCGAAGUUACACACGAUAUCAGUGAUAUCACCACCAUCGACAUGCUAAGCAAAGUCGGCAAGAAGACUCCUCUUGUCACACGUUUCUCAACUGUUGGUGGUGAAAAGGGAUCUCCGGAUUCUGCUCGUGACCCAAGAGGUUUUUCCGUCAAAUUCUACACUGAAGAGGGUAACUGGGACUGGGUUUACAACAAUACACCUGUCUUCUUCCUCAGAGAUCCAACCAAAUUCCCUCUUUUCAUUCACACACAAAAGCGAAACCCACAAACAAACUUGAAGGAUGCUACCAUGUUUUGGGAUUAUCUCUCCACUCAUCAAGAAGCUGUCCACCAAGUUAUGCACCUCUUCAGUGACCGUGGUACUCCAUAUUCGUACAGACACAUGAAUGGAUAUUCUGGUCACACUCACAAGUGGUUCAAGCCAGAUGGUACCUUCAACUAUGUUCAAGUCCACUUGAAGACAGAUCAAGGAAGCAAGACAUUUACCAAUGAAGAGGCUGGCAAGAUGGCUUCAGAGAACCCAGAUUGGCACACCCAAGACCUAUUCGACGCAAUUGAGAAGGGAGACUAUCCAUCCUGGAGCGUCUAUGUUCAAGUCCUUUCCCCAGAACAAGCUGAGAAGUUCCGCUGGAACAUUUUCGACUUGACUAAGAUCUGGCCACAGGGUGAGGUUCCAUUGAGACCAUUCGGCAAGAUGACUCUCAACAAGAACGUCGAGAACUAUUUCGCCGAGAUUGAGCAGGUUGCCUUCUCGCCAUCUCACUUGGUUCCGGGAGUUGAGCCAUCUGCCGACCCUGUCCUUCAAUCUCGUCUCUUCUCGUACCCAGAUACUCACCGUCAUCGUCUUGGUGUUAACUAUCAACAAAUUCCAGUCAAUGCUCCUCUCCGAGCUUUCAACCCAUUCCAACGUGAUGGUGCUAUGGCUGUCAACGGAAACUACGGUGCUAACCCUAACUAUCCAUCUUCGUACCGAAAGCUCACUCAUAAGCCUGUCAAGGCUACCAAUGACCAUGAGCAGUGGUCUGGUGCCGCAUUGAGCUACUUGGCCGAGGUUGGUCCAGAGGACUACGUCCAAGCCAAGGGUUUAUGGGAUGUCCUUGGCAGACAAGAAGGUCAACAAGACAAUUUCAUCAACAACGUCGCUGGACAUUUGGCAGCUGCCAAGGAGGACACUCGCAAGCGUACAUACCAGAUGUUUAGCAGAGUCGAUUUGAAUCUCGGUUCCAAGAUUGAAGAGGCAACCGAGAAGUUGGCUCCUGCUCCAAAUAGCAAGGCUGCUGGAGCUGCUCAAUCUCGCUUGUAAACUGUAACUGUGUUAUAGGGAGUAGGGAAGACAGAGUUUUUAAAUGACAUUUUGCGAUGAUAUCUAUGAUUAUUUUAUGAAGAAUGAAGGAUUCAGGAAAGGUGAUAGGACGGGAUAUUUGCUGGCUUUACAAAAUUGGUUUAUAAUUUGCAAUGACAUACCCCUUUAAUAUUUCACAAGUC